AUGAUUGUAACUAUUGCGUUCGCUCUUCUGCCUUUCAUGCAGAUAGAGCCAAUCGUAGCGGCAGAAACCUCAGAGCAAUUGAAUCUUAGCAAUGAGGGGAUUGCCAAUAGGACAAUGAUUGUUGAAGAACCGGAUUAUUACGGUAUAUUUCCGACGGCUUCAAGGCGUUUCAAGGUGCUUAUGAGCUUGAUGGUUGAAGAUGGUUUCAGACCUGAACUGCUUGAAUUCGCUUCAGAGAAAAUGAAAGAUGUUAUUAAGGAGCGUAUGGAUUCGUGGGAAGCAGAGAUUCUUGCUGAUAAGGAACGUCAGGAUGGCGAUUUAAAAGGUACCAAAGUUGUAUCAGGCAGAAUUCCUCCGCCCGAAGUACUCCGACAGAAUCUAGAGAUGAAGGAGCAAUUAUUAGAUUCAAUUUAUUAUAAGAUGGAUGAAUGUCGUGAGGCAUUAAAGGAAGCUGGAAAAAGUAUUAGCAAAAUAUUCGAAAACCUCUUCAAGGAUUAUGCCAGACCGGGAAUAUCCCAGCCGCAACAAAAUGUGGCGUCUAGGGAGCCACAAGUGAAUACUGAAUCGUCAACAAAUAACGUUAAUACCGCUGUACAGGGUACUAAUUCGCCAGCGGAAUACGUGGUUAAGCAAUACAAAAACGAAAACGAUUACAUAAAUUUAAGGUUCGUCAUGCCAUCUUUCUCUGAAGAUUUAUUAAGUCUGCAUAAAGCAAUUCAGAAUAUAGAAAUAGAAAAGCAACAGGAUAGCGCUACACUGAAAGAUGUAAUCAUGUCGUGGGCACAAUCCCACCUCCCUAAAAUGGAACUAAAGGACGAAAUCGAUGGCAUUACAAUUAAAAAAGAGUUGGAAAUGCUGUAUGACACGUACUUUAUGUACUACAUUGUGACGUCUUUCAGAGAGCACAAUAUAUUGGACACUAAUGUCAAUGCCGCAGUUGUGAAGUGCAAGAACAUGAAUGCUGCAAGCUUCGGCACUAUGGGCCUGCUCUUGGCUGCUGUUAUCGCCUUCACCAUGUGGUAA
Babesia bigemina is the source of this 1023-nucleotide messenger RNA. RefSeq lists its product as hypothetical. Bases 1 to 1023 code for a protein of 340 amino acids. The record is from RefSeq and is a predicted model, not a curated record. The transcript has a single exon. Lineage: Eukaryota; Apicomplexa; Aconoidasida; Piroplasmida; Babesiidae.